This is a messenger RNA of Symbiodinium natans, 333 nucleotides long. NCBI's taxonomy places the organism in Eukaryota, Dinophyceae, Suessiales, Symbiodiniaceae. The record is from the annotation of a GenBank genome assembly.
AUGGUGUUGAGGCUUCAUGUGAGCUUAUGGUGCGAGAUACAUCUGUCGAGUGCUCACGACAAGGUUGGUGGUGGGUCUGUCAGAAUUCAUGCUGCUUGGCUGUCCGGCUUCUUGGUCACAGUUUUUCAUGUGUUCUCCUCCAAGCUAAGGAGCGGUCUUUGCAGGAGAAGGUCUUCAGCGUGCUUGGCUUUAGCAAAGAGGAGGUUCCGAGCCCCAUUUAAAUGCCAGGAUUGCUGCUAUUAUGUUCUGCUUCUCAGUUGCUUCUCCUCUGAGGCAUUGGCGCAGUUCGGCUUCCUGAUGGGCGCUUUUGAAUACGGAGCGAUGAAUGUGUAG